AAUGGAGGAGUAUGGUAAGUUGAAUAAUUUUGAUUUGAAUUUUAUAGUACAGACUUGCAGUUUCUAUGACAAAACGGAAAAGUAAGAGGGAAUAAAAGAGAUCUUUUCUUUCUAACAGAAGGGUUGGAGAAAGAGUGAUGUUCCGGCAACGACGAACAAGGAAUAACUGCCGUUCCCUUUCUAGUGGGUUACCUCAUUUUUAUUUUUCAAUGAAUUUUCGUUGUUAUAGAAGAUUGUAGAUAGCGUUGGCCUUAUCGUAUCGUGAUUCUCCAGAAGCCACCGCCAUGGAGAAUGAGGAUUCAGCAACCGAAUUCCAGGAUUGGGAGGUUCUCCAUGAGUAUGACCACACUUUCCCCCAACUUUGCUCCUCCAAUUUUCCCGAUUCGAACUCGAGGUUUUUUCAGGAAAUUGAAGGCGAUUCAGGCUCAGGAAGCACAAUCUGGUUGGAUUACUUCUCUCUUCGUAAUCACGAACCCAGUGCAAAGACUAAGACUGCCCUGAAGCCUACUGAAAGCAAUGGCUGUUUGGUCGAAUCAGAAAACCUCAGCUCCAUUGAUUCUGCUUCGGAGAAUCGGAAUUGUCGGAGUGAAUUAGGGUUCGAGUUGGGAGACGACCCUUUGGAGGAAUAUGAAUUGAACCAAUCUCAUGCGAACGGUCUCCCAGAUAUUACGAAAAGCAUAACAGGUUUUGAAGAAAUUUCAACCGACGCCGAGAAUUUGGAUGAACAAGAGGCCGAUGAUGGUAAACUGAAAGGCUCUCUUCUUGUUGCCAGAGAUGAAUCGCUCUCUGGGAAGGACAUGUAUAACCCAACGGAAUCCGAAGAAUCUAGUGAAGAAAUUGAGAGCCAAGAUGAGAUUUUGGACGACUCUUAUUCUAAUUGGAGUGGAAAUGAGUCAGUUGCCACGAAGUCUGGAGACGAUGGAAAAGGGAGCGAUGCAGGCAGCGAUCGUGUAGAUGGUGUAAAUGAUAUUUUGAACGAUAAUUUGGGUGGGGGAAAUGGAGAUUUGAGUGAGAAAAUAGAUGUAGCAAUGGCAAUUGAAGAAGUGAAAGUAGAGGCGAAAUCUGGUGAGUUAGAGGCACAGAGGAGGAGGGUUGUGUGGUGGAAGGUUCCUUUUCAGGUUUUGAGGUACUGCUUUUUAAGGGCUAGCCCUGCAUGGUCCAUUUCUGUGGCUGCUGCUUUCAUGGGAAUGGUGAUAUUGGGACGUAGAUUGUAUAAGAUGAAGAGGAAAGCCAAAAGCCUUCACUUGAAGAUUGCUGUGGUUGAUAAGGUUGCACAGUUUGCAGAUCAGGCUGCACGUUUGAAUGAGGCCUUCUCGAUGGUGAGACGGGUGCCUGUGGUGAGAGCUUCAUUGACAGGUGCAGGUGGAAAUUCUUGGCCUGCCAUGAGUACGAGAUGAAGUUUCUUGUAUUCAUGAAAAUUUAAACUAUUUUGAGAUGUCGGAGGUCUGCAUCUGUCAUAAGAUAUGUAAAUUUGAAGUUCAUAGGAAGCUAUUUUACAUUUGAAGUUCAUAGGAAGCUAUUUUCUUCUUAUUUUUUGCGAUGAUUUGUGUGUAAAUGAAUAUCUAAGCCUCUUCCACAUCCACUGUACUUUUAUUUCAACAAUUACGUUUAAAUAUAUCUAGAUUUUUGGAUGAUAAGAUUUAUAGAUUCCAUUCCAGAGGUGGAGAUGUAUAAGUUUCUUAAA
This is a messenger RNA of Benincasa hispida (wax gourd), 1684 nucleotides long. RefSeq lists its product as uncharacterized. The record is from RefSeq and is a predicted model, not a curated record. NCBI's taxonomy places the organism in Eukaryota, Viridiplantae, Streptophyta, Magnoliopsida, Cucurbitales, Cucurbitaceae.